UACACAUUCACGCAUACGCACGCACACAGACACACACACACACACACACACACUCUACAGCCAGCAGUAGAAAGAGAAGUUAGUGCCUUCAGCAGCAGGGACAAGAUGUCUGGCCAGACUUUUGAACAGAGCAUAAAGUCCAACAUUGAGCGGGGCAUGAACAUGAAGGAUGAGGAGAAGCUUUACAAGAGAAAUGGGAUCCUCUAUUCCACAAUCAUGAGCCCACCGGCGAAUCUGGAUGCCUUGAAGGACCUGGAGGCCAGGGAGGAUGAUGUCAUGCUGGUGGCAUAUCCCAAAUGUGGCUGUAACUGGAUGGUGGGAGUGUUGAGGAAAAUUAUGACCACAUGUGGAUACACUGCCCCUGAAAGGCCCCCACUGAUCGAGUUCCACUCGCCAGACACACAGAAGAUUGUAGCUCAGGCACCAUCAAGGCGGUUGCUUGCGAGUCAUUUGCACCCUGAUGACAUCCCUGUUUCAUUUAAGACCAGUAAAACAAAGAUGUUGGUGGUGUUUCGAAACCCCAAAGACACUGCCGUCUCUUAUUACCAUUUCACAAACAAAAACCCAGUGAUGCCCAAUGCCAAGUCCUGGGACAAAUUCUUCUCCGACUUCAUUACUGGUGAAGUGGGCUGGGGUUCAUACUUUGACCACGCCCUGGGCUGGGAGAAACACAUGGACGACCCUAAUGUGUUGAUUGUGACCUUUGAGGAACUAAAGGAGAACCUGCUUGAGGGUGUAAAGAAGAUCGCAGACUUCUUCAGCUUCACCCUGACGGAUGAACAGAUCAAGGCGAUCACCGGAGAGAGCACAUUCAGUGCCAUGCAGUCAAGCUCUGAAACUUCUCAUGGAAAAUUUGCCAGCAUCAUUUUCCGAAAAGGUGAGGUAGGAGACUGGAAGAACCACUUCAGCGAGGCUCAGAGUAAGCAGAUGGAUGAAGAGUUCAAGAAGAAACUGUCAGGAACCAAACUGGGAGCCAAGCUUAAAUACGAAAAGUACUGUCAGUAAUCUGAAAUAUUAAUGAUAAUAACACUGUGAACCAGGACACAUGUUCACAUUUCACAUUUAUCACAUUUUUAACAGUUAAAUGAAUUCCGGCUAAAUACAGUGAUUUACCAUAAAUAAUUAUCACUUAUUUACUACUAAUAAUUAAUAAUUAAUAAUUAUUGCUACUAAUUAUGUUGGAUCUGUUCACAAAAUUUCAAUGUUUAUUACUACUAAUUAAAGACUUCGCCACUAGAUGGUGCAACGGCUCA
Molecule: messenger RNA, 1253 nt
Organism: Pangasianodon hypophthalmus (striped catfish)
Lineage: Eukaryota; Metazoa; Chordata; Actinopteri; Siluriformes; Pangasiidae
Product: sulfotransferase 6B1
Exons: 7
Coding region: 106-1005 (299 amino acids)
Biological process (GO): sulfation
Cellular component (GO): cytoplasm
Molecular function (GO): sulfotransferase activity
Source: RefSeq, a predicted model, not a curated record